AUGAUGCAAAACUUCUACAUUAAAUCUGUCGUUUGGGAUUUGACUUUCAAUUUGGAGAGCGACAUCACGCUUGAGAUAGGCUAUGGAGGCGCAGCCUUCCGUAUCUGCUACAAUGCACGCACCCUCGCCGCCUCACCAUAUGCCCUGGAACAGCAUCACGAGUUAUACCGAAUUCUAUAUAAGGAUGAUCCGGAUGGAGGAUCCUGGCAAGCGGUGGAACGACUCCGAAAACCAUUUGAAGAACUUAUGACCCAGAUGGCCCCAAAUCCACCAAUUGAGUUAACACGGUAUCUACACAGUUAUCUUUACCCGCCGUGGUUUAUUCUCGAAGCAGGAGUAGCUGAGAGCGGGCGCGUUCAGCCAUAUUUCAAGGCGGCCCUCUCGCGACAGGAGUUCGGACGUCCGGGUGAAUAUGUGAACAACGACUUCCUUCAACCGCAUUUGUCUCCGCUGCUUGACUCGAAGCUUAACAAGUACUCAUCUCAUCAUGUACAAGUCCUGGCUCAGACAUCGCAGCUAGUUCCAUCUAGGGUCCUUGUCGACGGCACUAUCUACUUCUUCAAGACUUGGAUAUCAGGUCGGGUGCAUGGAUACCACGAGCUACAGUUAUAUAGGAAGAUCCUAGCGAAUACCGAGGCAAGCCCGCCCCUUCUCGCUGGCCCACGCAUCUGUCGCCUUCACGGUCUAAUUAUCGACGAUGACGAUGAUGUCCUCCAACACUAUCCGCUUGAUAGCGACGAGGAAAAUCAUUCCGGGACACGUUUGGUCGGACUACUUCUCACGUGCAUCGAGAAUCGAGGCACUUUGAAGGAUUUGGCGCCUUGGUCGGACGACUGUACAAAUGAGGAUCGGCUUCGCUGGUCUGGGCAAAUACACCAUUCGGUCGAAUGUUUGCAUAACGCAGGUGUAAUUUGGGGAGACGCUAAGCCCGAGAACGUCUUGAUUGAUAUGGAGGGCGAUGCCUGGCUCAUUGAUUUUGGCGGUAGUUAUACCCCGGGCUGGGUUGACGAGGAUAAGCGGGAGACUGUGGAAGGAGACCGACAGGGUGUGCAAAGGAUUGAUGAUUGGCUCACCAGAUGGUCCCGCCAGCCGGUUACUCGUAUCAAGCGGAGUGGUGAAGGGGGUGGGGAAGGAGGAGUGUGA
Podospora anserina S mat+ is the source of this 1143-nucleotide messenger RNA. RefSeq lists its product as uncharacterized. Gene Ontology annotation, biological process: protein phosphorylation. The transcript has a single exon. Bases 1 to 1143 code for a protein of 380 amino acids. The record is from RefSeq and is a predicted model, not a curated record. Gene Ontology annotation, molecular function: ATP binding; protein kinase activity. Lineage: Eukaryota; Fungi; Ascomycota; Sordariomycetes; Sordariales; Podosporaceae.